AUCGGAUCCCAAAACCAGAAAAACGGAAAAACAGCUUCCAACACCGGAACAUGCCGUACUACUCGAGGCCCGGCGUGGACAAAGUCGACGACUUCGACGAGUUCGAUCCAACACCAUACGGUGGUGGCUACGACAUGUAUUUGCAAUACGGACGCCCUCUGCCACCGUCCGAGGAGACAUGCUACCCUUCCUCCACGCCUUCCGAUGGGGACUUCGACUAUGCUCGCCCCAACUUCUCCUCCUACGCGGAGCCCUCUGCUUACGGUGACGAGGUGCUUCAAAAUGAGUACAGCAGCUAUGCCAGACCCAAGCCCCGACCAGGAGUUGGUGGUGGAUACGGGGGCACGCCUCAACCUGCCUACGGUUCUGAGUCUGAAUAUGGCAGGAGGCCGGAAUAUCAGCAAUCUGGAUCCGAAUAUGGUUCUGGGUACGGUCGGAAACCCGAGUUUGAGGGAAUUGAAUCAGAGUACGGAUCUGGUUAUGGCAGAAAGCCGGAGUAUGAAGGUGGAUCCGGGUAUGGCAAAAAGCCAGGGUCUGAUCGUCCUGGAUCGGAGUAUGGGUCUGGCUAUGGCAGGAAACCGGAGUAUGAGCAGUCGGAAUCUGAAUAUGGAUCUGGCUAUGGCCGGAAGCCCCAGUACGAACAACCAGAAUCGGAAUAUGGGUCUGGCUAUGGCCAGAAGCCAGAAUAUGAGGGAGCUGGAUCUGAAUACGGCUCCGGUUAUGGCCAAAGGACUGAAUACGAGAGGCCCUCAGAGUACGGGUCAGGGUAUGGAGGAAGGAAGGAAUCCGAGUAUGGGUCUAGCUAUGGGGGGAGGAGCGAGUAUGAGAAGCCGAGCUAUGGACGAUCUGAGGAGGAGGAUGAGGAUCCAAAACCGAGCUAUGGGAGGCGCGCUGAUGAGGACUCUGGCUAUGGCGGUGAAGAGAGCUACGGCCGCAAGAAAUAUGGGGAUGACUAUUCUGAUGAUAAUGAGGAGAAGCAUCACCACUAUGCGCACCAUCACCACAGGCGCUAUGAUGACGAGUAAUGAGACUGCAGGUUGCUUUCUAAAUAGAGUUCAUGCCACGUAGUUUCGGUACUAAAUGAAUGGUGGGCGUGUCUCUUUUGAUGGUAUCUGCUACCCAAGUGUGUUUCGGAGUAUGUCAGUGUCUUCUGUGUCCCAAUAAAAUCCCAAACAUAUGUUUGGGUUUCUUGUUUUAUGCUUAAUUGUUAUUAGCUUGAUGGCUUUGUCCAUCUGAAUAACUCAUGUUAAAAUCCAAUUUGUGAUUCCUUAACAUUAUGAUCGUUCAAUAAAUGAGGUUAUGGUUA
Messenger RNA from Rubroshorea leprosula, 1306 nucleotides. The record is from the annotation of a GenBank genome assembly. NCBI's taxonomy places the organism in Eukaryota, Viridiplantae, Streptophyta, Magnoliopsida, Malvales, Dipterocarpaceae.